Messenger RNA from Trypanosoma grayi, 249 nucleotides. RefSeq lists its product as hypothetical. The coding region runs from base 1 to 249 and encodes 82 amino acids. NCBI's taxonomy places the organism in Eukaryota, Euglenozoa, Kinetoplastea, Trypanosomatida, Trypanosomatidae. The transcript has a single exon. The record is from RefSeq and is a predicted model, not a curated record.
AUGCCUAUUGGUGUGCCGUGUUCGGUCGCCCGUGUUGGCAACAAGGAACUCAUUGCCAACGCGCGACGGUACAACGGUAUCACCUCUGGGGUCAGGUGGGGCUUCGUGGUCCCAGGCCAAUGCGUGUGCAUUGACCUCUGCACCUAUGAGCUGUGGCCCGUCAGUGUUUGUGUUGGGUCUGCCGAGGUCCUCUGGAGUGAUUUUGGUUGCAACAGGAUCUACUUGUAUCUCAUCCCUGAUGGGGAUUGA